Bombus pyrosoma is the source of this 1971-nucleotide messenger RNA. It is a transcript of the gene CCT3, whose product is annotated as T-complex protein 1 subunit gamma. Gene Ontology annotation, molecular function: ATP hydrolysis activity; ATP-dependent protein folding chaperone; ATP binding. Lineage: Eukaryota; Metazoa; Arthropoda; Insecta; Hymenoptera; Apidae. Gene Ontology annotation, biological process: protein folding. Gene Ontology annotation, cellular component: chaperonin-containing T-complex. The transcript is spliced from 4 exons. The coding region runs from base 146 to 1798 and encodes 550 amino acids. The record is from RefSeq and is a predicted model, not a curated record.
UCCUAGGAAUAUUCUUCAAUCGUCGUUCCCAUUUCUAACCAAUUAUUACGAGUUCUCGUCUUUCGUUUUCUUCUGGAAAAGUCAGGCGUGUACUUAACUAUCAUUUUUUGUCACAGUAUUUUACUACUAUAGUAAUUGAAGAAAAAUGUUUGGAUCAGGGGCUGCUCCGAUCGUAGUAUUGAGUCAAAAUACGAAAAGGGAUACCGGUCGAAAAGUUCAGAGAGAAAAUAUACAAGCUGGAAAGGCCAUUGCAGAUGUUAUUCGAACAUGUUUGGGACCACAAGCAAUGUUAAAAAUGUUGAUGGAUCCAAUGGGAGGUAUAGUUAUGACCAAUGAUGGAAAUGCUAUAUUACGAGAAAUAACGGUACAACAUCCGGCUGGAAAAUCUAUGAUAGAAAUAGCUAGAACUCAAGAUGAAGAAGUUGGGGAUGGCACUACGUCGGUUAUUGUAUUGGCAGGAGAAAUUUUAGCUACUGCUGAACCUUUUCUUGAGCAAAAUAUGCAUCCUACAAUUAUAAUAAGAGCAUUUCGCCAAGCUUUGGAAGAUAUGGUGGCCAUUCUCAAUGAACAAGUCAGCAUAGAUCUGGAUUGCAACAAUAGAAGCAAAUUGAUUCAGGUCAUUAAUUCCUGUGUGGGUACCAAAUUUAUUGGACGUUGGUGUGAAUUAGCAUGUCAAAUUGCUUUAGAUGCAGUUUAUACUGUAAUGCUUGAAGAGAAUGGUAGAAAAGAAAUAGAUAUAAAGCGUUAUGCAAAGGUGGAAAAAAUUCCUGGUGGCACUAUUGAGGAUAGCACUGUUCUUAAGGGAGUAAUGUUCAAUAAGGAUGUUACUCAUCCAAAAAUGAAAAGAUAUAUUAAGAAUCCAAGAAUAGUUCUAUUGGAUUGUUCCUUAGAAUACAAAAAAGGAGAAUCUCAAACUAAUAUAGAAAUAAUGAAAGAUACAGAUUUUACCAGGAUUUUAGAAUUGGAAGAGGAGUUUGUUAAAAAAAUGUGUGAAGAUAUUAUAUCUGUAAAACCAGAUGUAAUAAUCACUGAAAAAGGAGUAUCAGAUUUAGCACAACAUUAUCUUGUCAAAGCUGGAAUUUCUGCUAUCCGUAGAUUGAGGAAAAGUGAUAUUAACAGAAUUGCAAGAGCUUGUGGUGCUACUGUUGUUAAUCGUACAGAAGAACUACGAGAGGAAGAUGUUGGUACUAGAGCUGGUCUUUUUGAAAUUAAAAAACUUGGGGAUGAAUACUUUUGCUUUAUUACGGAAUGUAAAGAUCCUAAAGCAUGCACUAUAAUUUUGAGAGGUGCCAGUAAAGAUGUGUUAAAUGAAACUGAAAGAAACUUACAAGAUGCUCUUCAUGUUGCAAGAAAUCUUCUUAUUGAACCUAAAUUAGUACCAGGUGGAGGAGCUGUGGAAAUGGCAGUAUCAAGGCUUCUAACAGAAAAAGCAGCAAGACUUGCAGGUGUAGAGCAAUGGCCUUACAAAGCAGUGGCACAAGCAUUAGAAAUAAUUCCAAGAACGCUUGCACAAAAUUGUGGAGCAAAUACAAUCAGAACCUUAACUGCAUUACGGGCAAAACAUGCCACUGAAGGAAUGACAUGGGGUAUUGAUGGAGAAACUGGUCAAUUGGUAGAUAUGAAAGAACGUGGAAUUUGGGAGCCUCUAUCUGUGAAACUUCAAACAUAUAAAACAGCUAUUGAAACUGCUAUUUUGCUGUUAAGAAUUGAUGAUAUUGUAUCAGGAAGCAAGAAGAAGAAAUCAGAUAACGAGCCUGGUCAACCUGCACAAGUUUCAGAAGAAUCUAUGAAAGAUUAAAAACACUGAAUUUAUAUUGCACUUGCAAAGCUUUUAUUUGUUAACAUUUCAUAAUUCAUACUCAUGAUAAUUUUAUUAAAACUUAAUUCAUGUUUAUGAGAAGCAUUAUUUGCCUGUCUGUAUGCAUUUUCAUAAUAAUAAAAAUACCUUGAGGUAUUAAAAAUUGAUGCAAA